Molecule: messenger RNA, 3768 nt
Organism: Symbiodinium sp. CCMP2592
Lineage: Eukaryota; Dinophyceae; Suessiales; Symbiodiniaceae
Source: the annotation of a GenBank genome assembly
AUGCCGAUAUUGCUGCAGACGGCUGCUUUAGUUCCAAAAUUACUGCAUGGCCUGGUUUCCGAUGCACUAGGCAUUGCGACACGGCCGCUGGUACCACUCUCCUUGCUCCUUCCAGGCGAAUGGCCCACGGUUCAUGCCCUGACCUCUGGUGGAAUCUUUUCCGGCCUGCUGGGCACAGUGUCAACAAUUCUUACAGGAGUCAGCUGCGGAGCGCUGCUUGGAAAAGCCGGGCUGCAUUUGCUCAGAUUCGCGGCAGCGGUCUAUGCGACGGAUGGGCUUUUGCAGCUUGCGAGGAUUCUCUUGCCUUCCUUUGUUGCAUACCCAGCCAGCUCUACAGGCGUCUUCACGCUCUUCCUGCAACUUCCCCUGGCAAGCUUCAUCCUGUCCGACAGCGCAGUCAAGGAAAUUGGGCAAUUGUGCGGGCCAGCUCGUCUGGCGAUGCUGGCAGGAGCAGCAUGCCUUCGGCACGUGUCGACGCAGAUCGCGGAUCCCUCAUCGGGGCCGGCCGUGGGUCUGUUAGCGAUGGCAUGCGUUCUUGUUGUUUUCGGAUUGACCCCUCAAAGCUUCUGGAGGACGAUGGCAAGGAUCUUGCGAGAGGCUGCCAAGGUGGCAAGUGCAGUGGGCUCCUUAGUCUAUGCUGUUGUGACCUGGCUAUUCCCCAAAGUUCUGCAUGUCCUGCAGGUGGUGCUCCAGUUGCCUCCACUGAUUUGGCUCUAUGAGGCGAUCGUGUUUCCGUCGUGGCAGAUCCUCAGCCCUCUCUUUCUGCCCGUCGCGACCGGCGGUAUUGCGUUUGCAAGCUUCCGGAGUUUGGUGACUCUCCUGAACCCCGACCCCGCGCCGGUGGACGCCGCACGGAUGCUGGGGCAAUUCUUCUGUGGCUGCUCAGCGGCGCUCUCGAGCUGCUGCCUGAUCCUGAACUAUGCCUACAGGAUCUGGCCAAGGCGUGAGCAGCCAGAUCCUCUUCGGCAUCCUUGGCUGCUGAAAGCGUUGAUGUAUCCAGCAGGCCUUGUCGCAGUGCCGGUUCGAGCAGUUCGCGUCCUAUGGCGUCUUUUCAUGAACCGACUAUUGCGACCGGUCUUGGUUGUUUUCAUGGACUGUAUCGGGCACCUCCUGCAGUUUGCAGUCAAAUGUCCAAUUGUUUCCAUACCGGCCGUGAUCUGCUUCAACGUGGUCCUCAUCAGAUCAACAUCGACUUCCGGCACAAUCUUGUAUGUGUUGGCACAGAGCUCCCCCUGGGCGUCAAAGCUCCUCCGCAGCCUGGCAAUCGUGGCCGAAGGAGCCACCGACUCCACCUUUGCCCUUGCACUUAUCGGCGUCGUGCAGGCGACAUCCUUCGCCAUCAUUGAUGGCAUUCUCUCGGUGUUGCGCGUGAUACGCAGUCCGAGUACAGGCCAAGUGCUGAGCUUGGAGGAGCUCAACGAGGUUGCCGCCGCGAUGGAGGAUCCUCGACAGUGCGGCCGAUGUGGCUUCGGUCCUGUGGACCACCGAGGUUGUUCAGACUUGUCCGCGCAUCAUGGCGAAGUCUCCAUACCUGGCGGGGCAGCAAUCUCCAAUCGUUGCCCUCGCUGUGGAUGGUUCGUCAGCGUGCUCUCAGAAUGGCCAGAGUGGGAUGGCGAGCUGCGGACUGAGCAAGGCCGAGCACUCUACCGACAACGGGCCUGGUGCGAGAUCGUGGUUUGUGUGAGGGCCGCCUCGAAGGCUCUUGUUGUGCCCUACGCUAUGUUGCUGCUGGGAAAUCACCUGGGUUCUCCAACUCUCACUGCCAUGCUGGUUCUGUCUUACCUUGCUCCUUGGGCCUACGAGAACGCGAGUCUUUGCGAAUCUUUGACGGCCUCGCAAGUCUAUGCUCAGCACGCCGAGCGUCGUCGCCCAUCGCGAAGGCAGGCUCCGAGCCCUGGCGCCGCUGAAUGUGGCGCCGCCCGACGCGCACCGCAGCUUCCAGAGAUUAGCGAGGAAGAGGCCUUACGAAACAUUCUUUCUGCGAUUCCGCUGUGCAUCUUCCUCAAGCAGGGGGAUGUUUGCAGCGUGUGCUUGGAGACCUUCCCUGCAGAAGCUGCUGAUAUCGUGACGAAGAGCGACACUACCGAGGCCGCAUGCAGAGCCUUGCGAGCCCUCCAGCCGCCAAUCCUGGCACUUCGUUGCGGGCACCCGCUACAUUUGGAGUGCGCCAUGGCAGCGGUCACAGCGUCCUCUGAACGCCACGUGCGCUGUCCUUUAUGCCAGGGCCGAGGGCACUCAUUGCCCUGCCCAUCCCGCAUGUUACAUAGUUCGCUGUUGAAAGCGCGCGACCUGCAAAAGCAGCUGGCGCCGAAGGACCACAAGAAGAAGCGGGUCAUGGCGGCACUCGCCCACAAACCGGGUGGCAUGUUCGGUCAAUUCUUCGGUGGGGACGACUCGCAAGCCGUAGACGACGUCGGAGAGCCCCUUGGUUCGCGAGGCGACGGCCAGGGCUGGGAUGAGGCUGGCUCGCCAUCAGCUGCGAGGAGCGAAGCAGGAGACUUGCCGGACAGGCAAAGCAUCUCUGCGUGUAGCAGUCGAAUGGGCAUGUCAGCGGGCAAGCUCAUUUCGCAGAACUCGCAGACACUGGAGCUGCAGGAGCUUGGAGACUGCGACCUGCCGGAAGAUGACGGACUGGCUCCCACGACACUGCAACCAAAAUUGGGCCUAGUCCCUCGCAACCGCGAGUGCUGCGGUUAUCUUUGCCUGGAGGUCGACGAGCUCGCAACAGUAAGCUACGUGGGACCUGAUGAUGAUGAACACGAGAGAGGUUGGCUAUUUGGCAGCCACAAGGAAUGCCAGGGCUGGCUUCACACGGACGCGGUGGUGCCUCUAACCUUCCCAGAUCCUCUAGAUGAGGACAGACUGAAGCGAGCCGGGGUGAAGAUGGCAAGCCUGCUCCGGUACGACUCGCCCGUUGCAAAGGGAGAAGGUGGAUGGGCAUCGGUGGAUGAAGUGAAGAUGGCCAUGGGACGCUAUCCGGAAUUGCUCCAGCAUGUAGUUGCCCGAAGCAUCAACAAGGAUGGCAUCGCGCGCUUCGAGCUCAACGAGACCGGCCAGCUCAUCCGCGCAACGCCCGGUUCGGCAAGAACUUCGGCAAGAACCUUGCCGAACACGGCCGUUGCCAAUGUGGCAACGUACUUGAGGGACUGCCGCACACUUGAGCGGUUUGCCUGCACAAGCACAGUCGCCAAAGGGCAGACGAUUCCUAUUCUCACAUGCUCCGGCUGCGGAAAGGCGAGACGAACGUACGCUCUCGCCUGCAGGCACAAACUUUGUGAAGGCUGCGCGCUGUCUUCUUGCCCAUUCUGCUUAAAGAAGCACUACGGUGACGAGUGUUCGGAAAUCCGAAGCAAUUCGGACCCGCGAUCGUCUCAGCCCGGAAGAAGCAGUUCAAGCGAGCUCCAUUGGAGAGGCGAGUUUACAGUUUGGCACGUUCGGCCAAGAGAAACUCGAAAGCAUCCUUUCGAUGAUCCCAGCAUUGACCGCGUGGAGAAUAGCUUUGCUGCGGACAUUCCAGCGGCAUCUACUACGUCGGCACAUAUCCUUCGCUUCUGGAAGAUCGAGCAGUCCCGAAAUGAAUUCACGGCACAAGUGUAUUUCCUGCAGGGAAACGUCUCAUUCGAUCCAAUACGGGAAGAAUAUGUUAAAGCUGCGGCGAUAAUGUUCUCGGCUCCUUCGCCACCGCACCGCUCCGUCUCCGAUGCUCUCAGGUUCGUUUGCAAUCGAGGACACCAGGGUCUGUUUCAUCGAUCCAGCGGCGGCUCAUGA